GUUACCUGCUCCGUCCUCUUUGCUCUUUAUUACCAUUGCCAUAUUAUCCUUUUGUUCUUUUCUACUACUCCAAGUUCUUUUUCUUUUAAUUAAUUUCUCCCUCUUCUUUCUUCUUCAGUCAUCUGACCACCCCUCACAAAGACGACGAAUCCGUCUUCCAGGACCUUCUCGAACACCCAUUUCCUUGGGCCGGCGGCGGUCAUGUGAUUGCCACUUCGGCUUUUGUCAGCGCGAAUAAUAGCCGUCGAUUAUUAUGCUUUCCAUUCUCCCGGCUUUUGUCUGCUGCCACUGCCGCCAUAUACCCUGACACCCUACUUGACUACACGUGAUAUUAUUAUCACGCUGAUCAAGCGGAGUAACCCCGUACAAAACCCCGGACAAAAUGAUAUGAUAAAAGGAUAAUUCAGAGUCUGCUCCGUACAACUACGCGCAAUGUUAGAGAUGGAGUUGCCAACAGAAUUCGUCAUGACUACCGAAUUCCGUCUUGAGAGUUCAGAUCAGACACCUAGGUUAAGGCUAAGGAUCUCGCAUGUGUAUGCGUCCGCACCCAAUUCAGUAACUACGGGGGAAAACGGGGGCCGGUGUGGGCGGCGAUCGACUAGCAUUAAAUAGGCAAUAUUGAGCGCGCCGCGUCGUCGCUGGGCUGAGAUUUACAAGGGACUUGUUGAAUUAAGGCAAUUAUUUGAAUAUUAAAAUAUUUCCAAGCUCAAAUAGUUAAAUAUUAUGAUCUUAUUAUACGAUA
Molecule: messenger RNA, 742 nt
Organism: Talaromyces proteolyticus
Lineage: Eukaryota; Fungi; Ascomycota; Eurotiomycetes; Eurotiales; Trichocomaceae
Exons: 1
Source: RefSeq, a predicted model, not a curated record